CCGAGGGGGGCGGGCCGUGCGGGGCGGGCGGUGCGCGAUGGGGUCCCGCCGCCCGCGGGCCUGACCCGCCGGCCCGGCAUGGCGGGCAUCAUCAAGAAGCAGAUCCUGAAGCACCUCUCCCGGUUUACCAAGAAUCUCUCCCCGGACAAAAUCAACCUGAGCACGCUGAAAGGUCAGGGGCAGCUGACCAACCUGGAGCUGGAUGAGGAGGUGCUGCAGAAUGUGCUGGAACUGCCCACCUGGCUCGCCAUCACUCGUGUCUACUGCAACAAGGCCUCGAUCAGGAUCCAGUGGACAAAGCUGAAAACACACCCGAUCUGCCUGUACCUGGACAAGGUGGAGGUGGAGAUGAGGACGUGUGAGGAGCCUCGGCCGCCCAACGGACAGUCCCCCAUCGCUCUGGCUGCCGGCCAAAGUGAAUAUGGCUUUGCUGAGAAGGUCGUGGAGGGGAUGUUUAUUGUUGUCAAUUCCAUCACCAUCAAGAUUCACUCCAAGGCCUUUCACGCUUCUUUUGAGCUCUGGCAGCUCCAAGGCUACAGUGUCAACCCCAACUGGCAGCAGAGCGACCUGCGCCUCACCCGCAUCACCGACCCACAGAGGGGAGAGGUUCUGACAUUCAAAGAGCUCACCUGGCAGACACUGAGGAUAGAAGCAGAUGCCACAGACAAUGGUGAUCAGGAUCCUGUCACUACUCCUCUGAGACUCAUCACCAACCAGGGGAGGAUCCAGAUCUCUCUCAAGAGAAGGACCAAAGAUUGCAAUGUGGUGGCCUCCAAGCUGAUGUUUCUCCUGGAUGACCUGCUGUGGGUGCUGACAGACUCCCAGCUGAAGGCAAUGAUGAAAUAUGCUGAGUCCCUGAGCGAGGCCAUGGAGAAAUCUGCUCAGCAGAGGAAAAGCUUGGCUCCAGAGUCUGUACAGGUGACCCCCCCUGCUCCCAGUGCCCAGCAGUCCUGGGCCCAGCCCUUUGGGGGCAGCCCCAGCCCCAGCAGCAUCGGGCAGUACUUUGACAAGCACGACAUGAAGGAGUCCUCGUACCACCUGCUCAUCUCCCGCCUGGACCUGCACAUCUGCGACGACAGCCACGCCCGGGAGGCAGGUGCUCUGAAGCAUGGGAUGCUGGGAGGUGCCAUCCAGCUGACCUUCAGGAGGAUGGCUUUUGACUAUUAUCCUUUCCACAGGGCAGGAGAUGCCUGCAAGCAUUGGGUGAGGUACAGUGAAGCAAUGGAGACACGGGGACAGUGGGCAAGGAAGUUGGUCAGUGAAUUUCAAAGCAAGAUUGAGAAGCUUUAUGAAGAAAUGGACCCUGCCUUUGCCAGGACUCCACUUUCCCCCUUCAAAAAGAAACCAGACGCCCCCCCGAGCCCCCAGAGGAGCCCCCCGGAGAAAGGCCGAGCCCCUCCCACGAGUCUGCCGCGGCUCCGGCAGCCGCCCUGGCACCGGCUGCGCUCCAGCUGCGUCCUGCUGCGCGUGGACGACCUGGACGUGCACCAGGUUUCUACAGCUGGGCAACAAAGUAAGAAACCCUCCACCUUGGUUUCAUGUAGGAGAAAAUUCUUCAAACUCCCUGACCAGGUCUCUGCAAUCCAUAUUGAAUUCACAGAGUAUUACUUCCCAGACAAUCAGGACUUUCCAGUUCCGUGCCCAAACCUGUAUGUGCAGCUGAACGGCCUGAUUCUCACCCUGGACACAGCAAGUGUGCUCUGGAUCAAUCUCUUCUGCCUGGAUCUCUAUCGCAGCUUGGAGCAGUUCAAAGCCAUCUACAAGCUGGAGGACUCAGGCAAGCGUGAUGAGCACGUCGAUGUCCGACUGGACGGCUUCCGCCUGAAGCUCAACAUCCCCGUGGAUAAGAAGGUCACGGACCAUCGGGAUCGCCCGCAGAGCCUCUGCAUUGGCACGUCAGAGGUGACGGCCACCAACACCCGGCACGGCCCCUCCUGUGGCUGCCAGGACCUGCAGAGCCUCUUCCGGAGGUUCGCGGGCUCGGAGUUCUUCCACUCGGGCUACAGCGAGUUCCCCCGGGCCCAGGGCAGCUUCAGCCUCCUGCACACCCUCUUCCUGCGCCACGCCUACCAGGUGGAUGACAGGCCUCAGAAGCACCCGGGCCUGCCCCAGCUGCUCCACAAAACCUCUGCCUCUGAGGAUCUGUGGUCUGUGAACUUCACUGAGCUUGCCCUGGGCUUCGAGGGGGCUGAAAGCUCCAAGGGCAGAGCCCUCAGCUUUAUUGACCCUUUUCCCCUUUCCAUUUGGGCCUGCCUGCCCAAGAGGUGGAGGCAAGCUCAGAUAUCUAAACGACAGGAACUGGCUGCCUCUGAGGUGAAAAUCAAGCCUUCUGCCAGCUUUAGCAACCACUCAAAGAACGAGAACCUUUCCAGAGAACACGGCAUUUGUCAAAGAUCAAAGACUGACCAGGAUCUGAAGAACAUCUACAAGGCCCCAGAAACAAUGGAUGUCUUGGGAGAAUCUGACUGUGAAGUUGAUGAUGGAGUAGACAGUGAAGAGCUGGAAGCCUCUGCUGAUAUCCAUGUGCUCAUGUCCUCAUCUGUUCAUGUCAAAGUUCGGCUCAAUCACUACCAGUACUUGGUGCUGCUCAGGAUGAAGGAAGUUCUGCAAACACUACAGGAGCAGCUGGCCCAAGAUACCCAGGAAGUGACUGGGUGUCCUUUAGAUCCCAUGUCUGCUUGUGUGGGAGUUAUGUUCCACAGUGCUGAAGUGGCCCUGCUCAUGAACCCUGCUCCAGGGUCUGUCCCGGAAGGCAGAUCCCUUGACUCGGACACAACCAGCCUGAUCGAGUCUGAGCUCUCUCCUUCAGACAGCAAGGAGGGGCUGGUGGCCGAAGAGAAGGAGCUGAAAUCAGAGAGCAGCUCAGAGAAGGGAGUGUGCAGCUCCUCAGAGCUUCCAGAGGACAGUGAGGUCGGGAGUACCAGUGCCAGUGUCCUGCCAGAGUCACUCCCAAGGUCUGCGAGUGACGGAGCUCUGAGUGCAGCUCCAUGUGGUAAGGGCACAGAGGAGAAGGGCUUGAUAGAGGAAGCACAUGAAGCUGUGGAAGCCCUGGUAGCAGAAAGACCAGCAGAGACCAGCAGCCAACCUCAGAGCCCCCCUGCUCUCCCUUCCAGCCCAACCUCGGAUGUGCAGCCCUCGGGCAGCGGAGGCGUCGCCCUCGAUGUCCAGGCAGAGCUCAUCCCACUGAGGAACAUCGAGGUGGAGCUCUCCAGUGCUCUGCACAUCACCAAGGACGCCACAAAGGAGGCUCUGCACGUGACAAUGGACCUCACCAAGGAGGCCAUGUCCCUCACCAAGGAUGCUCUGAGCCUGAGCCGGGACAGGAUGACCUCCACGGUGCAGAGGAUGCUCUCCCUGCCCCCAGCCAGGGAUUCUGUGCCCAAAGCAGAGGAGGGAGCAGUGACCCCGGGCGGGGGCCGGAUGCGUUUCUUCUCCAUGAAGAGAACCCCGUCCCAGCACUCCUUUGACACCACGUCCGUGGACGGGAGCGGCCCCGAGGACGGGCUGUCCGUGGACAGCGACGGCAGCGACGGCUUCGUGCUGCUCACAGACUCUGAACCCAGCCUGGACCCUCUCUCCUCGAGGCAGCUUCCUCAGGCCCACGGUGACUCAGGCAGCAGGACAAGCCUGGUGGCCGAGGAUGAGGGUGGAUUGUCCCCGGAGGUGAACAGCUCCACGUCCCAGAGUGAAGACCCCAGCCUGCAGCUGGUGUCUGUCCUUGUGCUGAAGAUGAAUGAGGUGAACUGUGGCAUAGAGGCACGAGGGGAUGAUUUGUCUGUGGCUGUACAAGUGAUGAACGUGGUUCCAGAGCAGCUGAACAACGUGGGGAUGUGGCAGUAUCUGCGUGGCUACGUGGCUGUAGGAGCCCCGGGGGUGGAGGAGCCUGCAGCCCCCGUGCCCAGCCCGCCCCAGCCCCAGCUGUGCCUGCGCCUGGACGGGGGUCCCGCCGCCGCCGCCCACUCCCCGCUGGCCGAGCGCAACGGGCUCCUGCGGGUGCUGCUGCGGGGCUGCCACACCCAGCUCUGCACGUCCUCCCUCACCGGCCUGGGCCCCUUCCUCGAGGAUGAGAUCAUUCCAGAGGUGAUCCCCAUGGAGAUAGAGGUGGUGGAUGCCAAAAUCACGAUGCAGGAUGACAGCCCCCGGGUGUACCCCACCUCCCCCGGCCCUGUCCCCAUCACCCUGGCAGUGGAUCACGUUGUCGUGAGGCGCAGGGACGACGGUGUGUUCUAUCUCACAGCUCCCCAGGGGAAGGACUCACUGAAAGAGGAAAAACCUGUGUCAGUUCCUGAGGAGCAAAAGGCCCCAGCAGAGUCUGUCUUGGCAGCCCCAGCAGCAGGAGCACAUGGGCUGCAGCUAAAGCAAGUGCCAGAGUUGCAAAGGGAGCUGCAGACCAUGAAACUGGCCCUUGCAGAAGCCAACAUGGACAAGGCUCACCUUCUGCAGGAGAUCAGGAAAUACAACCCCCUGUUCCAGCUCUGACAGUGCUGGCACUGCCAGGGAGCAGGGACCAGCACCAGCACCACCAGGGCAGGUUUGGUCACGUCGCUGCCAAAUGGGUCUGACCCAGGGACUGAGACCAGCUGGGACUGCACAGGACUCGGAGAGGGAGGGAGGGAGGGAGGCCUGGCUGAGACAGGGAAGGAAUGAGGAGGAGUUUUCUUUGCUGUGUUCUGGCAGUGCUGCACUGAGCCAGGGCACUGUUCAGCCUGCAAACACAAGGUCAGAUGUUGGGGGGAGAGAGACACAUCCUGUGUCUCCUCAUCCUUUCAGCCUUCACCUUCCAUGGUGACAUCUAGAGAGGGUCCAUGUUGGGGUUUCUGCUUCUUUCACCCUCCCUUGUUGUGUUCUUGCCCAGUCCUGCUCACCAAGGGACAUGGCAGGAGGAGGGUGGUCACUUCAGCACCUGGGGAGUGACAGGACAGGGGUGGCAGAGGGCUCAGGGCUCUGCUGGCUCCUGGAGGGAGGGACAGGAGUGCAGAAGGGAUUUCCCCCUGUGGAGUGAGGGGAUACAGCUCACUAUCCCCUCAAGAACAGGGUCAGGAUAGUAAAGAAAUCCCUCCAGAUUUCUUUUUCCACCAGUAAUUCCUUGUGUGGAGACAGUGUAUUAGACUUAGUCCAGUUCAUUCUCACUUAAUCCCACAACAUUUGGCUUUUUGAUGCAGAAAAACAAGGGAAUUGAUUCCUUACAAGGCACUGUUUACGUUUACUAUCAAAGAACAGGGGUGAAGGAAGUUGGUUCAGUCUCAGAGUGAGAUGACCUGUGUAAUUUUUGGGGUGCACGUUGUCCUCACAGCUUUGUGUGCCGGAAUUCCGGCGGGGAGAGGGAGCAGCUGUGACCCCUGAGGAAGGAGCUGCUCCUGCAGGGCCGUGGGGGUUUGUCAGCACUGAGCUCCUGUCUGAGGGAAAUCCUUCAGCAGGGCUGCUGGUCUGUGGCCAAGGGGGCUGCCUGGGCUGGGACACAUUCCAGAGCCACCUGCUCUGUUCCCGAGAGGAAAACGCACUUGGAGUGGGUGUCAGGGGCACUGCCUUCCCCAGCCCUCAGCAGUGAAGUCAGACCCCUCUGCAGGGAGUGACUUGCUGUGAGCAGCUCCCAGAGCAAGGCAGGAGGUGACAGAGCCUCUCCGGAUCCAGGUGCUGCUGGAACAGACCCCUGGGAACCGCCCAGAGCCUCCGAGCAGAAGUUGGACUUUGCUUUGCCAAACCUUUGUGCUGCUCCCUCUCCCCGGGGGAGCAGGAGCUCCGAGACUGCUUGCCUGAGGUGGAAUGCAAUGGUGUUCCUGCUUUUUCUUCGCUAAUUGCUUGAAAAUGGAAGGUUUCUCUUCUGCUCUUUCAAAUUUUCAUGAUGUUUUGUUUGGGUGGGGAAUGAGUGGGGUGCAAAGGGUUUGCUCUGCCUUGGUGCCCACCUGCAGGGUCCCACAGCUCCUCCCACGUGUGCAGGCUGAGCACAGCUGGGGCCAAGUUGUUUACAGCAAAUUUCUUGCUCCAGCAACUCAAGUCAAUGGGUUUUGUUGAAGAAUUCAAGCGUUUCCUUUGAAGUCCCAGUAAAAAGGACUGUAACCCAAAACCCACAGGCGUGGGAGGACAAAACCUCCUGAUCUCCGUGGAUCACAAGGAGCAAAGUUUACUUUGUGGAGCCCCUUAUCCAAGGACUCAUCCUCUGUUCUGGUGGGAGCCCAGGGAAUCCUGCCCACCACAGCUGCUGUGGGAGAGCCCGUGGCCUCAGCACCUCUCUGGGGCAGGAGCAGCUCCCAGGGCCUGGGGACGGGGGGAAUGUGCAAGUCUGAACUUGAAUUUGAGUUUUAGCCAGUAUUGGAACUUUGUUGCAGUUUGUUUCCACUGAUGCAUUUAUUGGUUCUAUGAACCAGGAGCAAAAUUAAACUCCUUAACCUCC
This is a messenger RNA of Pseudopipra pipra, 6391 nucleotides long. RefSeq names its product bridge-like lipid transfer protein family member 3A (gene BLTP3A). The transcript is spliced from 21 exons. The record is from RefSeq and is a predicted model, not a curated record. The coding region runs from base 79 to 4479 and encodes 1466 amino acids. Lineage: Eukaryota; Metazoa; Chordata; Aves; Passeriformes; Pipridae. Gene Ontology annotation, molecular function: histone deacetylase binding.